UUGUAGUUGUAUAUAAACAAACAGUGUAGCAAAACAUACACAACGAAUUCUUUGUUUAAUGUGUUGAUGGUUUAUCGAUGAUGCAUAUUCGUUAUCGGUAACUUGGAAGUUACAACAAGUUGUGAAAAUGUUUAAUAACAUAGUUUCAGUAGAAGUAGAAAUUCCGAGGAGUUGAUAUGGCAAAAAUAGAGACUUUUGUUUUUUUCGAUAUUGAAACAACUGGUUUGUGGUAUUGUGACCCACCAAAACUAACUGAACUGGCAUUCGUUGGUGUUUCAAGAGAACAUUUUCUUGCUGCUUCUAAAAAUGAAAUACCUCGACCAAUAUUCAAACUCCUUUUACCGAUAAAUCCACGCAAAUUGAUUCACCCCGAAUCAACUCGAAUAACAGGUUUGGAUAACUUUAUGUUGGAGCACAUUAAGGCAUUUGACGGAAAUACGGUUGAUCUAUUAAAUAGUUUUUUAAAUCAAUUGAAUAAGCCUAUAUGUAUGGUUGCUCACAAUGGAAACGGUUUCGACUUUCCUCUUCUAAGAAGGCAGCUCCAAAAAUUAAAUCGAUCAUUUGAUGACGAUAUUUUAUGUGUUGAUUCGCUGGCCAUUUUCCGGGAGAUCGAUAAAUGCACGAUUGUAAAACAAACGGCUUUGGAUGAACUCAUGAAUACCGAUUUGCAAGCAGUUCAGAAUAGAAACGAAAAAACACCAUCAAAAGUGAAAUCAUUUGUUGUAAUUCCAAAGACUCCUUAUAAAAAACCAAACGCAGCAAGAGAACUGUUUGCAUCAGAAGGUAACAGUCCGAGUACAUCGUCUGAUGCAAAUAUAACGAAUAAAACUUCCAAAUGCAGUUCAUCUACUCGAAUUUCCUAUAAACUAACCGAAAUAUAUGAAAGACUGCAUGAACGAAGGCCAAACAUAGCACACAAUGCCGAAGCAGAUACAAUUCAUCUACUGCAAUGUGCAAUCGCUUUGAAAGAUGAAUUUGUAUUAAUCGCCGAUGAAUUGGCUACUAAGUUUGCCGAUUCAAAAUUCAGGAUAUAAUUUGUUCAAACGAAUUUGUUUGCAUUUUAAACAUAUUUUGCAUGUUUUUUUUAUUUGUCCCAUUAAAAACUAUUUUUAGAUAACAUUAAUAUGAAA
Messenger RNA from Contarinia nasturtii (swede midge), 1130 nucleotides. Its product is annotated as three prime repair exonuclease 2-like. The transcript has 3 exons. The coding region runs from base 177 to 1034 and encodes 285 amino acids. Gene Ontology annotation, molecular function: nucleic acid binding; 3'-5'-DNA exonuclease activity. The record is from RefSeq and is a predicted model, not a curated record. Lineage: Eukaryota; Metazoa; Arthropoda; Insecta; Diptera; Cecidomyiidae. Gene Ontology annotation, biological process: DNA catabolic process. Gene Ontology annotation, cellular component: cytoplasm.